Molecule: messenger RNA, 3802 nt
Organism: Haemorhous mexicanus (house finch)
Lineage: Eukaryota; Metazoa; Chordata; Aves; Passeriformes; Fringillidae
Gene: PDE6B
Product: phosphodiesterase 6B
Exons: 22
Coding region: 1-2511 (836 amino acids)
Biological process (GO): signal transduction; retina development in camera-type eye
Cellular component (GO): photoreceptor outer segment membrane
Molecular function (GO): 3',5'-cyclic-nucleotide phosphodiesterase activity; protein binding
Source: RefSeq, a predicted model, not a curated record
AUGAGCAUUAGUGAAGACGACGUGGAGAAGUUUCUUGAUGGCAACCCUGCUUUUGCCAAGCAGUAUUUUGAGAAGAAACUAAAAACGGAGUCCUGGGAUAACAAUGAGAGUGAAAUACUUUUUGAGUUGAUCCAAGACAUGCAAGAAAGCAUCAACAUGGAGAAAGUUGUUUUCAAGACCUUGAGAAGAAUCAGGUCCCUUAUUCACGCUGACCGCUGUAGUCUCUUCAUGUACAGGCAGAGAAAUGGCACUCCUGAACUGGCAACAAGGCUUUUCAACAUCCAAGAGGGAAGUACUCUGGAGGAAUGCCUGGUCGCCCCAGACUGCGAGAUUGUCUAUCCACUGGACAUCGGCAUUGUGGGCCAUGUUGCUCAGACCAAGAAAACCAUGAACAUCAAGGAUGUCCGUGAGUGUGCCCAGUUCAGCCCAUUUGUUGAUGAGCUCACCGACUACACUACAAAAAACAUCCUUGCGACACCCAUCUUGAAUGGCAAAGACUUGGUUGCUGUCAUUGUGGCUAUAAAUAAGCUGAAUGGCCCACACUUCACCAGCUCUGAUGAAACACUUUUUCUGAAGUAUCUGAAUUUUGCAUCCUUGAACUUGAAAAUUUAUCACUUGAGUUAUCUUCACAACUGUGAGACUCGAAGAGGCCAGGUGCUGUUGUGGUCAGCUAAUAAGGUUUUUGAGGAACUGACAGACAUUGAGAGGCAGUUCCACAAGGCUUUCUAUACAGUGAGGGCAUACCUGAACUGUGACAGAUACUCAGUCGGUCUCCUGGACAUGACAAAGCAGAAGGAGUUUUUUGACCUGUGGCCAGUCCUGUUGGGAGAAGUACCUCCCUACUCAGGACCUCGAACCCCGGAUGGCAGGGAAAUAGUCUUUUACAAGGUCAUUGAUUACAUAUUACAUGGAAAAGAAGACAUUAAAGUCAUCCCAAAUCCUACCCCGGAUCACUGGGCACUAGUUACUGGACUGCCAGCCUAUGUGGCUGAAAGUGGAUUUAUUUGCAACAUCAUGAAUGCUGCUGCAGAUGAGAUGUUUAACUUUCAGGAAGGUCCUCUAGAUGAAUCAGGAUGGACUAUCAAAAACGUUCUCUCCAUGCCAAUAGUGAAUAAAAGGGAAGAAAUUGUUGGUGUUGUCACAUUUUAUAACAGAAAAGAUGGGAAACCAUUUGAUGAACAGGAUGAAACCCUCAUGGAGUCCUUGACACAGUUCCUGGGUUGGUCUGUACUCAACACAGACACAUAUGAUAAGAUGAACAAGUUGGAGAACCGUAAGGACAUUGCUCAGGACAUGGUGCUCUACCACGUGAAAUGUGACAAGGAUGAGAUCCAGGAAAUUCUGCCAACACGAGAAAAGCUGGGGAAGGAGCCAAGUGAGUGUGACGAAGAGGAGCUGGCAAGCAUUCUGAAAGAAGAGCUCCCGGGGCCCACUAAGUUCGAAAUCUAUGAGUUCAGGUUCUCUGAUUUUGACUGCACUGAGCUAGAGCUGGUGAAGUGUGGCAUUCAGAUGUACUACGAGCUUGGCGUGGUGAAAAAGUUCCAGAUCCCACAGGAGGUUCUGGUAAGGUUUGUGUACUCUGUCAGCAAAGGCUACCGGAAGAUAACUUACCACAACUGGCGUCAUGGCUUCAAUGUUGCGCAGACCAUGUUCACGCUCCUGAUGACUGGCAAACUGAAGCGUUACUACACUGACCUCGAAGCCCUUGCAAUGGUAACUGCAGCUCUGUGCCAUGAUAUUGAUCACAGGGGAACCAACAACCUCUACCAGAUGAAAUCUCAAAAUCCUUUAGCUAAACUUCAUGGAUCCUCUAUUUUAGAGAGACAUCAUCUGGAAUUUGGAAAAUUCUUGCUCUCUGAGGAGUCACUGAAUAUAUGUCAGAACCUCAACCGCAGGCAGCAUGAGCAUGUGAUUCACCUGAUGGAAAUUGCCAUUAUAGCCACAGACCUGGCACUCUACUUCAAAAAGCGAACAAUGUUUCAAAAGAUUGUUGAUGAGUCUAAGAAGUACGACAGCGUGACUGCCUGGACUGAGUAUCUGUCUCUGGAGACAACAAAGAAAGAAGUUGUCAUGGCCAUGAUGAUGACUGCCUGUGACUUGUCAGCUAUCACAAAGCCUUGGGAAGUCCAGAGUAAGGUAGCUCUCCUGGUAGCAGCUGAGUUCUGGGAGCAAGGAGAUUUGGAAAUAAGCGUCCUUCAGCAACAGCCAAUUCCAAUGAUGGACCGAAGGAAAGCUGCUGAGCUUCCAAAGCUUCAAGUGGGUUUCAUUGACUUUGUAUGUACAUUUGUCUAUAAGGAGUUUUCCCGUUUCCAUGAGGAAAUUCAGCCUAUGCUUGAUGGGCUGCUGAACAACAGAAAUGAGUGGAAGACCCGUGCUGAUGAGUAUGAUGCAAAAAUUAAAGCACUGGAGGAAGAGAAGAAAAAAGAGGAAGAGAGAAUGGCUGCAAAGAGAGGUGAAAUAACCUGUAAUGGAGGAACAGCUCCAGCUUCCAAAACCUGUAGCAUACUUUAGACCUAUUCUCACUGAAAUAUAUGACACACAAAAUGAGAAUACCCAUAUAAGAACAACAACAACAACAACAACAACAAAACCCAAACCCAAACCAAACAACAACAACAAAAAAACAACAACCAAAAAGCCCAAAACCCCCCAACCCCCCCCCAAAAACCCUCCAAAAAGCAAAAUAAUGGUGUACAAAUACAUUCCUGACUGGACUAUUCUAAUAAUUUAUUAGGCUUGAGACCAGCCAGGGAAGGGCUAGAUCUUGUUUGCCUUAAUUGCAUCUCUUCCUGAUGGUAGGGAGCCAUUUCCAUCCUGCCUCCUGUCCUCCAUUUAAUGCACCUGAUGUCAGAUGGCAUGUGACAAGUCAGGACAACAUUUGGCCCAAUAAAUCAGGUUGUAAGAUUAUGGAAGAGCAUUUUUCCUGCACUGAAACACUUCUUAUCCCAAAGCUGAUGGGGAUAGUCCUGCUCCAUACAACCUCAUGAGACUGACAGUGAAUGCAACCCUAGCCUGCACAGUGGGAAAAAUGAAGAAGAUCAUAUCUAAGUCUGUAUCAUAUCUAAGUCUGUAUCUGUCAAGACAUCAGAAGGAAACCUGAGGGUAAGGAUAAAGCAUGAAAACUGACCAUAGUAAACCUUUGAACUGCUCUAAAAGAUUAUGAUUCCAUUUAAAUCCAAGAAACACUCUGACAGAUAAUACAUCUGCAUUCACUUCAAGAAUCUGGAUAGGUUGCUAUCCCAAAGCAUCGAGCUAUUCAUGCAAGACACAAUAGCUGCCUUCUCCAGGAGCAGGAUCCACAUUGUGUACUAAUGAAGCUUCAUUCUUUCAUGCAUCCUUUUAAGAAGACAGUUGUUAUCAUUACCCAUUACAGUUCCUUUUACAAUUAGCCAAGCAACCUGAGUUGUGAAAUCUCAUAGAUUUGUUAUGUUUUGCCUCAUAAUGCUGUUACUUAAUGCAAUUGAUCAGAACUAACUAUCCUUCCUUUCCUCCUCCUGCUCUGAGAUGUCUUGUUUUUAGACAACACACCAGACUUGUGACUCUUAUUUCAGAUGAAAGUUACUUUUCAUGUUUAUUCAUGCAAAAAUAGAACAUUCAAUUACACUCUUGUAGUAGUAGACACACCCUCAUGUCCUGCUCCCUCUCCACCCCCCCCCCCCCCCCCCUUUCUUUUUUAAAAUUGUUUGGAGAUCUGUUUUGCUGGGGAUUUUCUUCUUCUAUUACUCCUGUUACCUUCAGGAUUCUUACCCUUUAGUAUAUUGUUUUGCAUUACAAAAAUACUGCAAGUAAAAGGAAAACUAGA